This is a messenger RNA of Blastomyces dermatitidis ER-3, 252 nucleotides long. RefSeq lists its product as uncharacterized. NCBI's taxonomy places the organism in Eukaryota, Fungi, Ascomycota, Eurotiomycetes, Onygenales, Ajellomycetaceae. The record is from RefSeq and is a predicted model, not a curated record. Bases 1 to 252 code for a protein of 83 amino acids. The transcript has a single exon.
AUGGACUCCAGCCAUCUUGGUCGGGGCUCUGGUGACGGUGACGGUGACGGUGACGGUGAAUGGUCCAGUCAGCUGCCCAGCUGCCACCACACAACACACAACAAAGGCUUCUUCGCCGCCGCAUAUACCCCAGGUUUACGGAGUAACAAGAGCUACAGAGUUACAGAUCCCAGCAGCUGCUGGCCAGUGCUGCGACAAAUCAGGAUGCACAAGAAUGUCGUUCCGUGGCCAGCCAGUCGGGAAGUUACGUAA